Molecule: messenger RNA, 711 nt
Organism: Diorhabda carinulata
Lineage: Eukaryota; Metazoa; Arthropoda; Insecta; Coleoptera; Chrysomelidae
Exons: 4
Coding region: 36-683 (215 amino acids)
Biological process (GO): mitochondrial respiratory chain complex I assembly
Cellular component (GO): mitochondrion
Source: RefSeq, a predicted model, not a curated record
AAAAACUUCGGAAAUAACCUAAUUUGAAAACAAUUAUGGCACUUCAAAAAUCUAGAUUUUCCCAAGUUCCUCAAGAUGCUGUUAUAUUAACUGAAGAGCAGGCUCUAUUAUAUUAUACUAAAAUAUUAAACAACUGGCCAAAAACAUCAGAUGUACUUGGAUAUAAAUAUGGUUGCGGUGUACUGGCAGCUGCUAGUAUCGUGUCGGGAAUAUACAUGAAUAGUUUUUUUCGAGGGAGGUUUAGAUUAUUAAAUUAUGGAUUCAUGUCAUCAUAUUUACCGAUUUCUGCUGUACCCGCUACAAUAUCUAUGUUAUCGCACCAACAGUUUGUUUUAAGUCCUCUCAUAUUAAACAUAGAUGGAUGCCCAAUUUGUUUAGAAACUAGAGCAUCGGUAUUACAAACACUUACUGGUUGCAUAAUGCCUUUGGUUUUAGCACCAAUUACAUCAUUAGCUCUUGUUCAUCGCUAUCACACAUACGAUAUGCCUUAUAUAACUAAGGAACCAAGAAAAGUAUUUCAAAUAGUCUCGAAAAUGUAUAAACAAUUGAAAGGGGUAGCUUGGGGUAUAUUUUUGGGACAAGCAGUGAUUGGUGGUUUGGUCACCUACUUUGAAGCCAAUUCAAUCAUAAAUGUCAAUUUGGAAUUGGUAAAAACUGAAAGGGAAAGUGAAUUUUUGUCUUAAAAUUGUAAAUAUAUGUUAGUUUAAGUAC